Botrytis sinoallii is the source of this 2913-nucleotide messenger RNA. RefSeq lists its product as uncharacterized. NCBI's taxonomy places the organism in Eukaryota, Fungi, Ascomycota, Leotiomycetes, Helotiales, Sclerotiniaceae. The transcript is spliced from 5 exons. The record is from RefSeq and is a predicted model, not a curated record. The coding region runs from base 1 to 2913 and encodes 970 amino acids. Gene Ontology annotation, biological process: trehalose catabolic process. Gene Ontology annotation, molecular function: carbohydrate binding; alpha,alpha-trehalase activity. Gene Ontology annotation, cellular component: fungal-type cell wall.
AUGAUUACACGUGUGUCUCUGCUGCUGCCCUUGGCAGUAGUUUCACUUCUCCCCGCAAUCACUCUCGGUGCCGACUAUGGCGACGAGGUCAAUCCCGCUUCCCAAUUCAAAACGAAGACGAUCCCAGAUGGAACAAUGCCUUCAUUGCCCAAUUUUGGGGUGCUCGCAGAGAAUCGUUUGAGUUCUUGGGAUGAUCAUAGCCUUACACUCACUACUAAUGUUUUAAUACCUGGAAAUUUUCUGGCAAGGAAGCACUUGUCAAAUGGAUAUAUUGGCCUUGCUGAGGCCUCACUUGGCCCAUUUUUUGAAAGAGACUUCAAUCAAACACAUCGAGAUGGAAAGCAGCCAACGGAACCAUGGCCGGAAUUCAAUCCUCGUCAGAGUUUUGCAGGUAUUAUUGGAUUCUUCGACCGACAACACAACACGACGGAAACAAAUUAUCCGGAACUUCUCGAUCGAGGUGAUGAGAGUGUUAUCUCAGGUAUACCUCACUUCACUGAUAUAUCUAUCACCGCUGGUGAUCAAGUGCUCAAUGCUACUGUGGAUCUGGCUACCAUUAGUAAUUUCAGCAGUUCGCUGAAUUUGAUGAAUGCCACUGCAAGUUGGAGUUACACAUGGACUCCAAACUUGAAUAACAGUUCAAGCUUCGGGAUUGAAUAUAUGGCGUUUAUCAGUGCGGCCAGAGUCAACGUCGCGGCUGUUCAGCUUACUGUCACACCAUUGAAUAACACAACAGAAAAGAUCACUAUAACUGAUAUCUUGGAUGGUAGAAGUGCUGUUAGGUCAUUUUUGGGACAAAAGGGUCAUGAUGAUGCUUCUUCUAUAUAUGUUUCGAAUCACCCAAAUGCAGCUUUGAGCUCCAUCUCACCAAGGUCUAUCGUGUCUCCUAACAAUAAUUCUAUGACUAUUGGACAAGAAUGGAAUCUCGAGCUACAAUCUGGACAACCAAUAACCUUUCAAAAAUUCGUUGGAAUUGCCUCUACAGACAAAUUCACCGACGCGCAAACGACAGCAGCUCAAGCAUCUGAUAAUGCAACAAGUGAUGGAUGGGAUGUGCUUUAUACUGAGCACACUGCAAUCUGGAACCAGCGUAUGCAAAGCAAAAUCGUUGAUUACAGGAACCCUACCACCGGUCGUCUACCAGAGAACGAUACUACGGCUGAGGUUGAUCAAAUCAAUGCUGCUGUUAGUCGAUACAUGAUCCUCCAAACGCUCCUUCAAGAAGAUGGGAGUGAUCUGAACGACAAUGGUAUUAGUGUUGGGGGAAUUACUGCUGAUCCAUACGCUGGUAUGACUUUCUGGGAUAUGGAUAUCUGGAUGUUCCCCGGUAUAGCUCUGACUGAUCCUGAUUAUGCUCUUCAAAUGAUCAAACACCGUGUCAAGAUGUAUUCUCAGGCCAAAGCCAACGCUCCAGAAGAUUAUGUACAGGAAAAGUACAAGUUCGAUAAUGAUUCAAUCUUGUAUUCCUGGACUUCAGGUAGAUAUGGCAAUGCAACUGGAACAGGUCCUACAUUAGAUUAUGAAUAUCACAUUAAUACCGAUGUUGCAAAGAUGAUGUUGGACUACAGAAGAAUCACUGGUAAUGAGGAAUACUUCAGAGAAGAAUUAUGGCCAGUAGUCGAGAGUGCAGGGCAUACUAUUGAGGGUGUACUCCAGAAGGAUGACCAGGGAAAAUGGAACAUCUGGAAUAUGACUGACCCUGACGAAUGGACUAACCACGUCAAAAAUGGUGCUUUCACUCAGGCAUCUUUCUUCCAAAUCAUGAACUCCAUCAUUUCCAUCAAGGAGGAAUAUAAUGAAACGAUUCCACCCACUUGGCUCGACAUAGCCGAGAACAUUACUAUUCCCGUUUCUUCCUCUGGCAUUACUCUCGAAUACGAAGAUAUGCCCUCCAACAUAACCGUCAAGCAAGCCGAUGUAACAUUGAUGCUCCACCCUCUUUCUCUUCCAGAGUCAUCCAAGCCUAUAAACUAUACGCUCGAAAGGAAGCAGCCGACCUUCAAUAUUACACACAAAAGCAAUCGCUCCAUGGAUACCCACCCGCAUUCCAUUUUGACUGGUCAUGGUGGUACGAUGCAAAUCGCUUUCUAUGGAUACCUAGGUCUAGAUUCUUCGCAAGACGUACUCACUAUCCAGCCAACUCUUCCUCCACCCAAACAAUAUAUCACACUUAAUGAGUUCACUUGGGCUGGUCUCGCCUUCUUCCUCCAAUCCCCAGAACACAACUUCGGUUCCUAUGGUUCAAAAUCUCCCUGCAUCUCGCAUCCACAGUUCCAAUUCAUGCUAUCUCUCAAUCAGACCCUCACAUUAGAAAACGACAUGUAUUGGCAAGAUAUCACCACAUCCAAUAAUCUAAUUCAAUGUCUUCCAAUUAUUGGAUCUGACGCUACCGAAUUAAAUCGCUGGCCAGAGAGUGUCAAUGACGGGGACGUAGGAACGAGUUGGCAGCCCGAGAAUACUAAUGGAUCUUCUAUCUCUAUCGAUACAAGCUCUGUGGUAGGCGAAAGAAUAAAGACAAUUAAUGUGGUAUGGGGACAAAGAAUUCCCACCAGAGCUUUUGUCAUAAUUUUCAGCUCUACCAAUGCUUCAGAAGGAGAAGAGUUCCUCCUUCCUCUUCCCGAUCUUGAUACUCCAGAUGUGGCAAAUGUUAUCGCAAUUAGAGAUGUUGAUGCGCUAGCAUACACUAUGUCUUCAGACGAUUCUCCAGAAGGCGAUGGGGAUGAAAAUUCUGGGGAUGAUGUAAGACUCGAAGAAGGUCACAAAACGACUUACACACUACCUGAUGAUAGAAUAGUGUAUAUGGGAGAUACAGCUGUGCUUCAGAUUGCAGGGUGCAUAGGCACAAGUUGUGGAGUUUUUGGAGAUGAGGCAGGGGCUACAGUGGAAGAGUGGGAGGUAAUCGGUGAAGCUUAG